GCAAAGAGGCGGAGCCAAGCUGUUCAAGUCCUCUCUCAUUUUUAUUUCCUGUAACAAAGUCAUCUUCUCAACGCUAUUUUAACCUGUAAAUCGUAUGUUUUGUUUCAACAAGUACACAUACUCGAAUAAUUGAGAGACGUAAUAGUUUUAACCCUGAUACCUCGAUUAAUUUGUUUUAGAAAAUGGUGUACAGUUAACGGUGUCGCAUUACCGGGCUUUCAGAUCCGCGUGCAUGUAAACAUGGGCACGUCAGCGCGCGAUUAACGUUUCCCGGUACCUCCGUACAAAAGGAUGGAUGUUUAUCUUUAAACUCAGGUCUCUUCAUUCACAUCUCCAUCUGCCCGUGUGUCAGUAAUGGACAGCACUAGUGUGACUCUGACAGUGAGAGGGACCACAUCACCGGGUGAGGUAAUAGCAGUGGUUGGCAGUUGUGAAACCCUGGGCAGCUGGUGCCAUCAAAAAGCCGUGACUUUACAGCCAGCGGAGGAGGAUGGCACCCUGUGGAGAACUACCAUUCAGCUUCCUAAAGGGAGUGAAACUAGAUAUCGCUAUUUCAAGGGAUUCAUUUUGGAAUCUAAGAAUGCUGGUGGGCCAUGUCAAGUCAUAGUCAAUAGAUGGGAGACCCAUCAGCUGCCACGCUCAUUGAGUCCCUCAGAACCAGAGCAUGUGAUUGACGAUGGACAUUUUGGAGUCCAUAAUGGUGUUGAGUGUGUGGACUCUGGGUGGUUGACGGGCCAGACAGAAAUUCGUCUCAGGCUUCAUUACUCCGUGAAACCUCCAGUAUCUAUUACUAAGAAAAAAUUUAAGAAGUCACGCUUCAGAUUGAAGUUGAUGCUGGAAGGAAUUGAAGAAGAAGACGACGAAGAAGAAGAAAGCCCUUCAUCAUGGCAUAAGAUGACCACUACGCUGGAGAUCAGUAUGAUCAGUGAUGGCGGAUAUAAGUCUCGUCAUUCCCAGCCAGAAUGUGGAUACGCUCUGGAACCCUCCAAGUGGACAGAAUACAUUAUUCACACCAUGGACCCUGACAACCUAGAGCUCACCUUUGAGUUCUUUGAGGAGGACUUGAGUGAACCUGUGGUUCAGGGUGAUGCUCAUCCAGGCCACGUAGGCACCGCAUGCCUCUUGUCAUCCUCUUUUGUGGAGAACGGAAAAGAUUUGGGUGUAGUCACCCUGCCCAUCAUGAGUCGAAACGCCAGACAGACUAUUGGAAAAGUCAGAGUGGAUUACCUGGUGACGCGUCCUAUCCAAGGCCUUCAAUGUGACAUGAGUCAGUCUUUCACCAAAUACUGGAAGAAAAGGAGCCCUUUGGUUGUUGGACACAGAGGAGCAGGGAGCACACAUGCUGCCAGGCAUCACAAGAUCAGGGAAAACACAAUUGCCUCAUUUCUGAGUGCAGCCAACCAUGGAGCCGCUUAUGUAGAGUUUGAUGUUCAUUUGUCUAAAGAUUUAGUUCCAAUCGUGUAUCACGACCUCACCUGCUGUAUUUCAACUAAAAAGAAAAAUGACAAGAAUUCAAUGGUAUUGUUCGAAGUUCCCGUCAAGGAUCUUACGUUUGACCAACUUCAGCUUUUAAAACUGGACCAUACAACUGCCAUGGAAGUUCAUGACCAUAAAGACUUGCAGGAUGAAGAGGAAUAUAUAGAUGAGCACCAGCCUUUCCCUUCCCUUUCACAGAUAUUCCAGGCUGUUCCAGAUCAUGUGGGAUUCAACAUUGAGCUGAAGUGGAUCUGUCAGUUUAAGGAUGGCUCCUGGGAUGCAAAGCUCUCUACCUACUUCAACAUGAAUCAGUUCUUGGACAUCAUCCUCACAUGCGUGCUGCAGAAUGCCGGCAAGAGGAGGAUAGUCUUCUCAUGCUUUGAUCCUGAUGUUUGCACAAUGGUGAGGCAAAAGCAGAACAAAUACCCUAUCCUGUUUCUGACCCAAGGAGUGACAGACCUCUACCCUGAACUCAUGGACAUCCGCUGUCAGAGCACUAAGAUCGCAAUGAGCUUUGCUCAGAGUGAGAACAUACUGGGAAUCAGCGCCCACACUGAUGAGCUCUUGAGGAACAUGGAGUUCAUCAGAGAGGCUCAGUCCAAGGGACUAGUGGUCUUCUGCUGGGGCGACUAUAACAACGACCAUGAGAACAGGAUGAAGCUGAGGGACCAGGGCAUUGAUGGACUCAUAUAUGACAGAAUCUGUGAUGACAAGCUUGAGCAGUCAAACAUUUUCAAUGUAGAGGAACAGGUUUCUCUCAAGGAUGUCAUCCAAACAUGCGCCUGUUCCACCUACAGCAUUCCGUGCUCCUCCAUUCCUUGUGCAGGAAAAUCCCAGGAGACCAAUGGGGAGUCGGACUCUGGCCUCAGUUCCUCUUAAGAGCCACACACCCAGUUUACCUUCACUCUAUGCCUGUAAUCUUCCCACAACGCACCAAAACUAAUGCACAUAUUCACUCCGUCAAUAAGCCAAACUUUCUUUGAGUCUGAGAUGCUUUAGAGUAUAAUCAUGUCAAAAGAAUGAUAUUAAGGACAACGCUAGCUUCCACAAAGGCAGUAUGUUUGCUGUAUUUAGCCAAUUUUCUGUAUAUUUGGGUGCAAAAAAUGUGUAUUUUGCCUAAAUGCAAAUAUUUGUUUUAUAAUUCUUAAUAUUCUGUUGUAUAAGAGGAUCUUCAGCCUCAGAUUUAGUAUUUAUUGAUUUCUUUAUCUGCAGAAUGAGUUUAGAACAUUUUUGUAAUAUAGUAUUAGAAUUUCAUGAACAACAAAAAUGCCUAAUUCAAAAUUCAAAUUCAUUUAAAGCUAGAAAUAGCAAUUUUAUUUAAUAGCUAUUAUUUUGACAUUAUUUACUAGCUAAAAGUAAGGCCUGUCUUAUAAAAACAGACUUUGAGGGAAUUUGUCUUUAAAAUUACACUCAUGAACAUGCAUAUUAUUAUUGUUAUCACUACUAUAUCCAUCCACAGAUUUACACUGAUGGUUUCAGUGGAACAAAAUUUAAACUUUUUAUUCAGCUGUGCAAUUCACUGUAAAUGGGUGUAUAUUUGAAUGAAUGUGCCUCUGUAAACCUGUCUGAUGUAUGUGCUGCGGAGUGUCAGUGUGGUCUUGUCUCCCAGCAUGCAUUCAUACUGCUUCCUCACUACAGGGCAGUGAAAUCAUGCAUGUUUGCUGUUCAGUGCCACACUGGACUCCAGCAACUUGCUGUAUGAAUCCACACUCACUGGGGUGGGUGUCACUAUACCAACAUAGAACAGAACAACGCUCCGAGAGCCAGAAUAAACAUUUAAUACAAAUGUAA
This is a messenger RNA of Ctenopharyngodon idella (grass carp), 3267 nucleotides long. It is a transcript of the gene gpcpd1, whose product is annotated as glycerophosphocholine phosphodiesterase 1. The transcript is spliced from 20 exons. Gene Ontology annotation, biological process: glycerophospholipid catabolic process. NCBI's taxonomy places the organism in Eukaryota, Metazoa, Chordata, Actinopteri, Cypriniformes, Xenocyprididae. Gene Ontology annotation, molecular function: starch binding; glycerophosphocholine phosphodiesterase activity. Bases 355 to 2355 code for a protein of 666 amino acids. The record is from RefSeq and is a predicted model, not a curated record.